CUUCGGUCCUCGGGGCUGCCGGCUUUUUGCGCUUCUUCCCUCUCGCCGACCUUCCUGCCUUCGCCGACCCUCAUGCAGCUCGCCCGGGCGCUCGACAGCGGGGGAGUCGCCGCCACCAUGUCGCCCGCCGGCCCGGGCGCCAUCCAGAUCAGCAGGAUCAUGCGCCCAGAUGAUGCCAACAUUGCUGGGAAUGUCCAUGGGGGAACCAUCUUAAAAAUGAUCGAGGAAGCUGGUGCCAUCAUUAGCACUCGCCACUGCAACUCUCAGUCCGGGGAACGCUGUGUAGCCGCCCUAGCCCGUGUGGAGCGCACCGAUUUCCUCUCCCCAAUGUGUAUCGGGGAGGUGGCUCACGUCAGCGCUGAGAUCACCUACACUUCCAAGCACUCCGUAGAAGUUCAAGUGAACGUGGUAUCUGAAAACAUCCUCACAGGUGUAAAGAAGGUGACGAAUAAAGCUACUCUGUGGUACGUGCCUCUUGCUCUUCAGAACGUGCACAAAGUUUUGGAAGUCCCUCCAAUUCAGUAUGCAGAGAAGGAGCAGGAGGAGGAAGGAAGGAGACGCUACGAGGAGCAGAAGCUGGAACGCUUGGAAACCAAGGAGAGAAACGGGGAUGUCAUUCUGCCAAUUAUCAAUCCAGAGCCGUACACGGUUGGCUACAGUCAGUCCAGUUUGAUUCACCUAGUGGGGCCAUCUGACUGCACCAUGCACGGAUUUGUCCACGGAGGAGUGACCAUGAAGCUGAUGGACGAGGUUGCUGGAAUUGUCGCCGCUCGCCACUGCAAAACCAACAUAGUCACAGCAUCAGUGGAUGCCAUUAAUUUCCACGAGAAGAUUAAGAAAGGCAGCGUGAUCACGAUUUCGGGGCGCAUGACUUUCACAAGCAAUAAGUCCAUGGAGAUCGAGGUUUUUGUGGACGCCGACCCUUUUGUGGACGAGUCUCAGGAACGAUACCGUGCUGUCAGCGCAUUCUUCACCUACGUGUCCCUGAGCAAGGAAGGGAAGCCACUCCCGGUCCCACAACUGGUGGUUGAAGCAGAAGAUGAGCGGAGGCGUUUUGAAGAGGGGAAGGGCCGCUACCUCCAAACCAAAGCCAAGCGCCAGGCAAAGAUGCAGCCACUGACUCAGCAGUGACAUUGCAACAGCAUUCACUUCCAGGAGACAGUCAGCCGUCUGCAUUUACAUUAGAAAUCCUCAUUUCAGCCAGAUCAAAUGCAGAUUUGACUGGGGAAGAAGGGGGGGUCCUUGGAACACCGCCCCCCUUGUCCCUCAGCUCUCUGGAAAAGGCUCAUCUGUCAUCAAGAAUUGUAGUUUGUCCAGUCGGGACUCCAGGAAAAUCCCCAGGAAGUCUUGGAUGUAGAUAGGAAGGUCUCCUGGGCUGUGGGAGGGGAGAUUGGGGAGGGGGGGUAUCACGGCCUGCAGUUUCGAAGGCUAGCUGCAUGAAUGAGGGCUGGUGCUCAUUACCAGUUUUGAAAAGAAAUUGCCUUGAAAAUCUCAACACACAUACAUAUGAAUCAAACGUUUGGAUGUUUAACUGCAGGAGCAUGGUGGUUAUGGUGUUGAGUCUCUCUAAAUUUGUCCCUCUUCCCCCCCCCCCCCCAAGUACCAGAGCCUGCUGCAAGGAACAGAGGAGCUGUUAGUGGAGCCCUGGCAUCUUUGUAAUGACGUGUUUCAUUCCCACUUCUGUGAAUACAAGAAGCUGCUUCUUCAUAGUUGCAAGCUUUAAACGCUGCUCAGUAUAUCAGGUUGUCUCUCUUCAUUCCA
Molecule: messenger RNA, 1761 nt
Organism: Eublepharis macularius
Lineage: Eukaryota; Metazoa; Chordata; Lepidosauria; Squamata; Eublepharidae
Gene: ACOT7
Product: acyl-CoA thioesterase 7
Exons: 9
Coding region: 73-1131 (352 amino acids)
Biological process (GO): palmitic acid biosynthetic process; acyl-CoA metabolic process
Cellular component (GO): extracellular exosome; nucleoplasm; cytosol
Molecular function (GO): long-chain fatty acyl-CoA binding
Source: RefSeq, a predicted model, not a curated record